AUGACGUUUCUCAAACUUGAAGAUAAUAUUUUAUCCGGAGAAUUACCAGAUUGUUGGAUGAAUUGGCAAGAAUUGGAAAUCUUGAAUUUAGAUAACAAUAAAUUUACUGGUAACCUUCCAUCUUCUAUUGGAUCAUUAAGUUCGCUUCGGUCAUUGCACCUUCGGAAAAACAACCUCUUUGGGACACUUCCAACGUCACUUAAAAAUUGUACCAGUUUAGUGGCAUUAGAUGUUGUUAAAAACUGGUUUGUUGGAAAUAUACCCAAAUGGAUAGGACAAGGACUUUCAAACAUGGAAAUUCUUAGCCUUCGUUCAAAUAAGUUUGAUGGUCAUUUACCAACAGAACUUUGCUAUCUGACUUCUCUACAUGUCUUGGACCUUGCUUUCAAAAAUCUCUCUAGAACGAUUCCGAGUUGUAUUACGAACCUCAGUGCCAUGGUGUCAAUUGACUAUGAUGAAGCGCACCAUAUUUUCUACGAGUUUGGUCCUUCUUUACAGCAGGGAGUGAUUCCGAAUGAAGUAACAAAUCUUAAAGCAUUACAAUCAUUGAAUUUGUCGUACAAUUCAUUAAGUGGAAGAAUUCCUGAAACUAUCAGUGUUAUGACCUCAUUAGAAUCUCUUGAUUUCUCUGCAAACCAACUCAUAGAUUUUCUUACCAAGGCUGUGAGCUUAGCAAAGUUUACAUGGUGUGUUGAUGAGAUAGGCCUUUGUUGUGUGAAGUUUUCGCCAAGUGGGAGAAUGUUGGAGUUGUCGACUACUUUAGCAUUACUGGCAAGGUAUUUUGAGAACAUGAAAUCUGUGAUGGAUAUUAGUGGUGAGGCUAAAAGGAAUUUGCAGUAUAUGGGUGAAUCAUAUUAUGAAGAUUCAGUGACAUUGCUAGUAAAAAAGAACGAGGUUAAACUGGUGAAAUUUCUCGCUAUUUUCAGUACCAUUGAUUUUUCAAACAAUAGCUUUGGAAUUCCUGAUUUAGUUGGAAAGAUUCGAUCACUUUGA
Molecule: messenger RNA, 993 nt
Organism: Pistacia vera
Lineage: Eukaryota; Viridiplantae; Streptophyta; Magnoliopsida; Sapindales; Anacardiaceae
Product: receptor-like protein EIX2
Exons: 4
Coding region: 1-993 (330 amino acids)
Molecular function (GO): protein binding
Source: RefSeq, a predicted model, not a curated record